GAGGCCUGCCCGGGGGGCCUGGAGCGGAGGGAGGCGGGGCAGCGCGGGGCGGUGGCCGGGUCCAGAGUCCCGGGAGGCCUGGCUGCAGGGGAAUGAAGCCUCCGCCUUCCCCGGCAGAAGCAUUUAAAUACGGCCGCGGGCCGGGGACUCGGGGAGCGGCGGGCGGAGCAGUGGGUAGAGCCUGCGGCUUGGGAGGAAGGCGCUGUCCGAGAGAACGGGAUCUGCUCGGCCGCUGUGUCCCUGCUUUGGAAGUGGUUCAGUGAUGGUUGAGAUUAAGAAGAUCUGUUGCAUUGGUGCGGGCUAUGUCGGCGGACCCACGUGCAGUGUCAUUGCUCACAUGUGCCCUGAAAUCAGGGUUACGGUUGUGGAUGUCAAUGAGGCAAGGAUCAAUGCAUGGAAUUCUCCAACCCUUCCUAUAUAUGAGCCUGGAUUAAAAGAAGUAGUCGAAUCCUGUCGAGGGAAAAACCUUUUUUUUUCUACCAAUAUUGAUGAUGCCAUCAGAGAAGCCGAUCUAGUAUUUAUUUCUGUGAACACACCAACAAAAACAUAUGGGAUGGGAAAAGGCCGGGCAGCAGAUCUGAAGUAUAUCGAAGCUUGUGCUCGCCGCAUUGUGCAGAACUCAAAUGGGUACAAAAUUGUGACGGAGAAAAGCACAGUCCCUGUGCGGGCAGCAGAAAGCAUCCGCCGCAUAUUUGAUGCCAACACAAAGCCCAACUUGAAUUUACAGGUGCUGUCCAAUCCUGAGUUCUUGGCAGAGGGAACAGCCAUCAAGGAUCUAAAGAACCCAGACAGAGUCCUGAUUGGAGGGGAUGAAACUCCAGAGGGCCAGAAAGCCGUUCGGGCUCUGUGUGCUGUGUAUGAGCACUGGGUUCCUAAGGAAAAGAUCCUCACCACCAACACUUGGUCCUCAGAGCUUUCCAAGCUGGCAGCCAAUGCAUUUCUUGCGCAGAGGAUCAGCAGCAUCAACUCCAUCAGCGCUCUGUGUGAAGCAACAGGCGCCGAUGUGGAAGAGGUGGCAACGGCCAUCGGGAUGGACCAAAGAAUUGGGAAUAAGUUUCUAAAGGCCAGCGUUGGUUUUGGUGGAAGCUGCUUCCAAAAAGAUGUUCUGAAUUUGGUUUAUCUCUGUGAGGCUCUGAAUCUGCCCGAAGUAGCUCGUUACUGGCAGCAGGUCAUAGACAUGAAUGACUACCAGAGAAGGAGGUUUGCAUCACGGAUCAUAGAUAGCCUGUUUAAUACAGUGACCGAUAAGAAGAUAGCUAUCUUGGGGUUUGCAUUCAAAAAGGAUACUGGUGAUACCAGAGAAUCCUCCAGUAUCUACAUUAGCAAGUACCUGAUGGACGAGGGUGCACACCUCCACAUAUAUGACCCAAAAGUACCCAGGGAACAAAUCGUGGUGGAUCUUUCUCAUCCGGGUGUCUCAGCGGAUGACCAAGUGUCCAGACUGGUGACCAUUUCCAAGGACCCAUACGAAGCAUGUGAUGGCGCCCAUGCCCUCGUUAUCUGCACUGAGUGGGACAUGUUUAAGGAACUAGAUUACGAACGGAUUCAUAAAAAAAUGCUGAAGCCAGCCUUUAUCUUUGAUGGUCGGCGUGUCCUGGAUGGGCUCCACAGUGAACUACAGACCAUUGGCUUCCAGAUUGAAACAAUUGGCAAAAAGGUAUCUUCCAAGAGAAUUCCGUACACUCCUGGUGAAAUUCCAAAGUUUAGUCUUCAGGACCCACCUAACAAGAAACCCAAAGUCUAGACAUUGCCCUCAUACCUGUGAUAAUGUGGUACUUCAGGGUUGCCAGUGUCUGUCUGAUACUAAAUGGUAAAUGAACUACAUGUUUUUAAGGAAACAAAAAUAUUUUUGUAAUCAUCAAAUUUAUACUAGCUAUAUGGGUGUUAGCAUAUCCAGUAAUUAUGAGUCUAGAAUAAUUUUUACAUAUUUUUAUAUUAUUGUCCUCUCAGUUAUUGAAUGAAUGGAAAACAAUCAUGUUGUUUUAACUGUCAGUUUUUAUAAAAUAAAAAUGAAACCUAGGCCUUUUCAGCAUUACAAAUUGUCUACAGACUGCACUUUAAUAAUACAAGGGAAAGGCAGUCUCGUUCUCCUAUGUGUUGUUUGUCUGCUUAUUAUUCAAUGGGACUUUGAAGCCAUGAAAUCACUGUGCUAGUAUGGGCUGGUUAAAGUUCGCUGGCCUUUUGUUUUAAUGGGAUUAUGUCAUUAGAGGUUUUGUUUUUUGUUUUUCCCAAGAGCUCACUCUGCAUUUCUUUCCCUGCCUAACUUGAACAGUGCUUUCUUUUUUAAACAAAUAUAACCUGAGGAGAAAAUCAGCAGUAUGUCUAUUUCAUUUUGUUUCUUAGCUUCUGUAGCUGCUUGUUACAUUUGCAUCUAUGAGUCAAGAAAUGUUUGUUAUCUUUAUUUUGAUUUUUUAUUUCUAUUACAAUUAAAUUUUUUUCCUUUAAGCAAACAAAUAAAAUCUCAUGUGUAAACUGGAAA
Mus caroli (Ryukyu mouse) is the source of this 2479-nucleotide messenger RNA. It is a transcript of the gene Ugdh, whose product is annotated as UDP-glucose 6-dehydrogenase. Gene Ontology annotation, biological process: glycosaminoglycan biosynthetic process. The record is from RefSeq and is a predicted model, not a curated record. Gene Ontology annotation, molecular function: NAD binding; UDP-glucose 6-dehydrogenase activity. NCBI's taxonomy places the organism in Eukaryota, Metazoa, Chordata, Mammalia, Rodentia, Muridae. Gene Ontology annotation, cellular component: nucleus.